Molecule: messenger RNA, 3525 nt
Organism: Mollisia scopiformis
Lineage: Eukaryota; Fungi; Ascomycota; Leotiomycetes; Helotiales; Mollisiaceae
Exons: 2
Coding region: 229-3321 (1030 amino acids)
Source: RefSeq, a predicted model, not a curated record
UGGAAAUGAUUUUGCAAAACCUCUCUCCCUUUAAUGUUUGUGUGAUAUGGUGAGGUUUUACCCGUUUCGUCUUUGGUUCGACAGUGAUACUUCGGCCUUAACCCAUAAGCAGCAUCGGGCCCAGAGAAUAAUAGGAGUCAUACGAGACUAUUCUAACCAAAUAAUGCAUAAAGCCAGAGUCAUCUAUUGUUAUCUAGACUAAGUCGAUAGCUCUUCACACACUCAAAAAUGGCAGCUCACUCCCUUCCCUCCUCAUCCACCACAACUUGCUCACAAAUCUCUCAAAACGACAACAAACACUGGCUUAUUCAAUCACCUUCCGAGAACUGGUUUCUCUAUUCGAUUCUAUACAACUCUUUUCACAAGCAAAUUCUGCAUCCGGCAUACUACUCAGAACUGCUUGUAAUUCCUACUUUCUACUCAUCCCAACACACUCCUGGAGAUUGUGUAAGUACCUUCGCUGCAAAUCUUUUGAGAAGUCGAACCUUCUCAAUGAAGCCAGUCGAUAGUUCAAAUACGAACAACUCCCAACGACAAUCAACGAACAUCAGAACAACAUUCAAACGCUGCCAACAAUCCUUCAAAUCAAGAGCACACGCCUAUUUCCAUCGACGGAGAUUUUCGAAUUUGAAGUUUGUGCGGAAAGCAAGAGAAACUCCUGGACAAUCUCUUGAAAACCCAAUACCCCUUUCAGAGCACGUGAUCACACCUCGCUUCACAAUGGCUUCGCCUUCAUAUGUUAUGACCAGCUCGGUCUUCCAGCCCAAACGACAAUCGCCAAACGCACACCUCCAAGUGCUUCGAAAUUUAACGCAGUACAAUAAACGCUUCUCUCCAUACUUUUCGCCAGCUUUGGGAAACGCCUCGGAUUCCUGGAUUCGACACCGCGCCAAAAGCUAUCGCAAAACCCGCAUCUUGGAGCAAGAGAUGAAAUUUGCGCAAAAAUUCGUAAACGAUACGAAUCGCUUAUCGAGAGAGGACCAGAACGAGGUGGGAAGCCUUCGUCGAAAAUACAGAAUCCAAAUCGACAAGAUGGAAAGCUAUAAUCAACAAUGGGUUAUCGAUUCCAUCCAGACUGACAAAGUCUUGGAGGCAAUGAAGCAGGAUCUCGAGGAAAUAUAUGAGCCUGACGAGAAAAGGGACAUCACCGAGGCCCUCGAGUACCUAUUGAAUAAGGAGGGCAGAAGCCUUGAGGAAUUGAAGCCCCUGAAGGAUGCCGUUCAAGGAAGCGCAUUCUGGCCCGCAGGAUACGAUUCCGAUGAAGAGACUUGCUCAGAUACAUCCGAGCAAGAAACCCAACUCCACAAGAGUAACAGCACAUCUCGCUUCUACAUUGAAGAUGAGAUUUCCGACGAUGACGACGAUGACGAUGAAGAUGAGCAUCUAUACUCAUUUCCGCUUCCGAAAACCAUCUCCACAACACAACAAACCGCAACUAUGCUUGACGAAACUUCUGUCGCCGAGAUGCUCAAGCCAGACAACUUCAAUUGGGCCGAUGAAGAGGAAGACGACGAUGAAGAGCUCUCAUUCUCCACGACGCAGCAAUCCGAGACUGCGGAGGAAAAAUUCGAAUAUCUCGUCAAUCACGUGUACGAUACACUUCGCAACGACCUCGAGCAUCUUCGAUUCAGAUUCCUACGACUGCAGACAUUUAGCCCCGAAUGGAUCGCACAACAGAUGGCACCCGUGACUUUCAACCCUGUGAACCACAAGUGUUCCUGGCUCGUCCGCCCGAUGGCCAUGUCGAAGAAGAACUUGAAUCCUCCUCUGACUGGCAUUCCGACCAUUCGUCUCACAACUCCAGCUGGCCAACUCUGCGAACUGGAAGAAAGAGACUAUUGUUUCGAAGGCCCAGAGUGGGCAGCGCAUUUCGAAAAGCGUCGGGUUUCUGCCGCAGAAACCAGAGAACAGCUGAGGGCAAUGGAAACAUUCGACGAGAGAAUCUCGAGAAUGGAGGCAGAGGAAUAUUGGGAGCAAGUCCAGGCUCGGGACUAUGAGAGAGAUUGCGAGGAGCGUAGGAGACAAUACGCCGCUAUUGAGGCCAUGGACGAUGAAGAGGAGGAGGCCGAGUCAUCCACAGAAGAAGACUCAGCAGAAGGUCCCUUCUUCCCAGUUGCACUUGACAAUGGAGAAGGUUCUCAACUCUCCAUCUCCCAAACCUUCGCCGACGAAUCGCCACUUGACGAUACCUUGGGCGACGUCCCAUCCGAGAAAGAAGAGGAGAGCGUUACCGCCUCCUCUCAAUCACAAAUUAACACCACCGCCGCAGAUUAUCAGCCAACCGAAGCCACGGAAAACAUUUCAAGAGCCACCACCCCAGACAUGCUCGAUGAAGCCGUCUUCGACGAUAUCUCAGUCUCCUCCUCUGUAUCAAGCCUCCCAGAGAACGACGAGGAUGACUGCGCAGAAGAUCUCUUCGAGAACAACAAACCCACACCCGCCGCCUUGACAUUCGACAGAUACGAAGCAGUCAGCAAACUCAACACCCUAAAGAAACUCAUCGCCAUCAGAGUCCAACAACUCACCCGCUUCGCCCGCCAACUCGAAGAAAACGAGGCAGCGGAGUACGAAAUCGCACACUUCGAAGCAAAGCGCGCAAAGAAGAAGUCAGGCUACAUUGAGAGACUGCAAUAUGCCCUCGCAUCACUCGAUCUCAGAGCCCGCCUCGAAGAUUCGAUGAUCCGCCAUCAAGAUAGUACCUCAAUCAGCUACACCAACACCGUCCCCAACUCCGGCCCAGCAGAACUCCGCAUCGUGGGACCGCUACUCACGACCAUCCUCGCACACCCCUGGAUCCUGGAACACGCUCCCCUCCUCAUCCAGAACAACAAACACUACCGGAGCCACAAAGCCAAGGAUCCAUACCAAGGCCUCCGCUCACGAAUGAAGACCAUCUACUCGCUGAGCGACGUUCGCUAUCGUAGCAGUUCCUUUGACUACCUUUGGACGAGACAAUACGUCAAACGCACCGUCGAGGUCGAGAAAGAUGAGAAUUUAGCGGCGCUGGAGUUCAUCACCAUGGACGGGAUCUGGGAGGCUCCAUACGAUAACCGGAUCCGCCGCGCUGAGACUGCGGGUCGGGAGGCGAAAGCUGAGGAGUUGAUUGAGGCGCGAUUUCCGGCUAAGGCUGCGUGGAUUGCGAAGAGGAGGGUGGAGGGCAAGUUUGUGGCGCUGGAUAUGGUGGGUGGAUCGGGGGUAGCGGCUGGAUAUCGGAGGGGUUUGAAGAUCUGGAAGGGGAUGAAGUCCUUCUUGGGGUUUGGUGGCGUGAAGGCAGUGGAGCAGGAGGAUGAGGAGGUUCGCGAUGAUGAGGUGGAGUGGUGAGAGUAGACCUUUUUCCCUUGGACUGUAUUGUCUAUAAGCAGCGAGGUUUUACUGGUGCUCGGGGAUAUGGGUGAAUAUGAGAGAGAGAACAAAUGAUCGUGAGAUGCAGGAUGAUACAGGACGAGCAGUCCAACAAAGAAUGAUACCUAUUUGCUUACUGAGUUUGAUUCCUUCCCUUGUGAUAUCUUGUAGAGUGAAUACGAG